AUUCAUGAGUUCAUAAUGAUACUUUAAAAUAUUAAUUGGUCACCAUUGGAGUAUUCUAGUGAACUACUUUAUUAUUCUGAGAAUUGGUCAAUAAAGGGAAAGAAUGAAGUCUUUGUCUUGCCUCUAAUUAUACCAAGGGGUGAUCAAAUAAUAUAUUAGAAUGAAUGUCUCCUUAUAAAAGUAUUUCAUCUAAUAAACAAAAGAAGCAUAGCUAAUAAAUAGAAUAAGAAUAUCACUAUUUGUAACUCCUCUUAAAUUAAUGGUCUAGGGAUUAAUCAUUAACGGUUACUAGUAUCUCAAAAAGAAGGACAACCAGAUGACACGUACCCCCUGAUAGAACAUCAAAAUACCACUAUGAAGAAGUUUUCCCCCACCCCAAAAAAUACUGAAUGUGGUUAAGCCUCUAGACUUAAUUACCAAUUUUUAGGAAAUACAAAAAGCAGAACAACAUGUUUAAUGACAACACAUGGAUGCCAUCGUCAAAAUCCGGACAGUCAGAAACUCUACUGAACAAAUGACAUGGUUUCGUCUACAAAUAAAUUGCAAAGAACAAGAAGAGAGAGUAAGCUGUAGACUUAAGAUACAGCAACCAGUCAUAAUGUAUGCCUGUUAUUUGGCUACUGAUUCAAGCUAUACUAUCAAAAACAUAAUGUACAGCAUUUGAGAUAACUUUUCAUGUUCACGUAGUCACAUAGUUCAAACCCAAACCUGUGCCAAGGAAAUUAAAUACAUUUGCUACUCUCCUCCUGCCUAGCUCAGACCAGCAAAGGCCAUUUGACAAGAUCAGGAGACUGAGGGAGAGACCUGAGAUUUAUCUUAGGCCCAAACUGUAGUGUAAGUGGUAAUUGACAAAAGCAACGUUAUAGAAAUAAUAUCACCACAACGAUAAUGUUUUUAUAAAGAGCAGGACAUUUGGUAUACCAUUUUUCUUUUACAAAAAAAUGUAUAAAAUAUGGAAAUCUGAAAUCUUCAGUAGAACCAAUAGUGACACUCCUAUCAGCUUUCAUUUGAAUGAUACAGUGAAACACCAGUAAGUUUCCCAGUAGUGUCGGCAUUAUUUAGAUAGUAAAGUGAGAAAAAAGAAACAUAAGUGAUCGAAUGGGCUGUUUAAUUCAAAGCAUUACUGAGGCUAGUCUCCAUAGGUAUCCUCCAAAGGAAUCUUCUUAGGAUUCUGGAUAAUCUUAAAACAGCCCUCGGAUAUGGAUUUGCUUCUUAGUUCCUGCAGAGUAAAGGUUGUUUACUAUUCAGAAACUUUAGAACUUCCAUUCUAUCUGGGAUUUCUGGGGUCACAGUAGUGAUCCAGACUUCUGAAGGCUGUACAUCUGAAGCAGCAUGAUUUCCAACUAAGAUAUUCAGAUGGAGAAUUGAUCUAUGCCUUUCAGUAUAACCUCUCCUGAUUUCGUGGCUCAUUGAUUCAUGCCUUUUCAAUUAACCACUCUUGAUGAGACCUUUGUUCCUAGCCUGGAAAGCUGUGACCUUUCGUGAUGGACCUGGAGCUCUGUAAGACCUUCUCAUUCCACAACACUGCCACAAGUAGAUCCUGGGUAGGACAAUCUUGGAGGCAUCAUUGGUCUCCUAAAUGUAGACAAAGUCUUCACUCCCCGACACCCUCUCAAAUAUUAAGGAAGCAAGCAAAUGGAAGCUGGGCCAGAAACAGCCAGGACCAGAGUGUCUGAAAGUUAAGGUGGUUGCACCUGAAAUCUGAGACUAUACAGGCCCCAAAUGUAGAGGUGCCAGGGCUGCAGCAAGAAGAGCCAGAGCUGCUAGGAAGUGGCUUGGACCAGCAGGCAGUAGUAUGAGGCAGGACUGUUCUGAGGCUGGAUUUUUAUAGCAACAACACUCUCAGGCUAUUGAACAGCAGGGAAGUAGUAUGCUGAAGCUGGGACUCUUCCUAUAACCCUCAAGAGGGAUGAAGUGGUCCUGAGUCUUAGAUACAAAACUAUUCAAUGUCUAAGUCAAUAAAGGAUGCAAUUAGGAAAAUGAAUAUUCUACUCAGGAAUAAAAGACUGUUUAGGGAGAAGGAAAACAAAUGGAACUUCUAGAAAAAAAUAUAUAAUUAUUGAUAUAAAAAAUGAAGAGGUUACAGAAUAAAUUAGAAACAGGUGAAGAGUGUUUGUGAACAAAAAGAAAACUACAUCUAGACGUAUCUUAAUGAGGCUGCAGGACACCUAAGGAAAGAUCCUGAAAGCAGCCAGAGAGAAAGGACAGAUCACCAAAGGAACAUCAGAAUGACAGAAGAAUUCUCAACAGCAAAACAGAUGAUGGGCAUAAGAAAGCUCGAAAUGCUUAUCUCAAUAAUUCCAAUUAUGAAGAAGGAGAUGAAUAUUUUGAUAGAAACUUGGCACUCUUUGAGGAGGAAAUGGACACCAGACCAAAGGUGUCAUCUCUCCUCAGCCGCAUGGCCAAUUAUACCAAUCUAACACAAGGAGCAAAGGAACAUGAAGAGGCGGAGAACAUCAGUGAAGGGAAAAAGAAGCCCACCAAGAUCCCCCAAAUGGGUACUUUCAUGGGUGUCUACCUCCCGUGUCUACAGAAUAUUUUUGGAGUGAUCCUGUUUCUACGCCUUACAUGGGUGGUGGGCACAGCUGGAGUUCUUCAGGCCUUUGCGAUUGUCCUUAUCUGCUGCUGCUGUACAAUGUUGACUGCUAUCUCCAUGAGUGCCAUUGCCACUAAUGGAGUGGUACCAGCUGGGGGCUCAUACUUUAUGAUUUCCCGGGCACUGGGCCCAGAGUUUGGCGGGGCUGUUGGCCUCUGCUUUUACCUUGGUACCACAUUUGCAGCAGCCAUGUAUAUCCUUGGUGCCAUUGAAAUUUUUCUGGUAUACAUUGUACCCCGGGCUGCCAUCUUCCGUAGCGAUGAUGCACUCAAGGAAUCAGCAGCCAUGCUAAAUAACAUGCGUGUCUAUGGCACAGCCUUCUUGGUCCUCCUGGUAUUGGUGGUAUUCAUCGGCGUACGCUAUGUGAAUAAGUUUGCCUCACUUUUCCUGGCCUGUGUCAUUGUGUCCAUCUUGGCCAUCUAUGCUGGAGCCAUCAAGUCUUCUUUUGCCCCUCCGCACUUCCCGGUCUGCAUGCUGGGUAACCGCACCCUUUCAUCACGACACAUUGACAUUUGCUCUAAGACCAAGGAAAUUGGCAACAUGACAGUGCCAUCAAAGUUAUGGGGCUUCUUCUGUAACUCAAGUCAAUUUUUCAAUGCUACCUGUGAUGAAUACUUUGUUCACAAUAAUGUUACUUCAAUCCAGGGCAUACCUGGAUUGGCUAGUGGUGUCAUUACAGAGAACCUUUGGAGUAAUUAUCUACCAAAAGGAGAGAUCAUUGAAAAGCCUUCAACCAAAUCUUCCGAUGUCUUAGGCAGCUUAAGCCAUGAGUAUGUCCUUGUUGACAUCACUGCCUCUUUCACUCUUCUGGUGGGAAUCUUCUUUCCCUCUGUCACAGGUAUCAUGGCUGGAUCAAACAGAUCUGGAGAUCUGAAAGAUGCUCAAAAGUCUAUUCCCAUUGGCACUAUCCUUGCCAUCUUGACCACCUCCUUUGUCUAUUUAAGCAAUGUUGUCCUUUUUGGUGCAUGUAUUGAAGGCGUUGUUCUCAGAGACAAGUUUGGGGAUGCUGUGAAAGGUAAUCUGGUGGUGGGUACCUUAUCUUGGCCAUCCCCGUGGGUGAUUGUUAUUGGCUCCUUCUUCUCAACAUGUGGGGCUGGACUUCAGAGUCUCACAGGUGCACCGAGGCUACUGCAGGCUAUAGCCAAGGAUAACAUCAUACCCUUUCUCAGGGUUUUUGGUCACAGCAAAGCCAAUGGCGAACCUACCUGGGCUUUACUUCUAACUGCUGCCAUUGCAGAGCUGGGAAUCCUUAUCGCCUCCCUGGAUCUUGUGGCCCCAAUUCUUUCCAUGUUUUUUCUUAUGUGUUACCUCUUUGUGAACUUGGCAUGUGCCUUGCAGACAUUACUUCGAACACCCAACUGGAGACCCCGGUUCCGCUAUUACCACUGGGCCCUCUCUUUCAUGGGAAUGAGUAUCUGUCUGGCUCUGAUGUUCAUUUCUUCCUGGUAUUAUGCCAUCGUAGCUAUGGUAAUAGCUGGUAUGAUCUACAAGUACAUCGAGUACCAAGGAGCUGAGAAAGAAUGGGGUGACGGUAUCCGUGGUCUGUCCCUAAGUGCAGCCCGGUUUGCUUUGCUUCGGCUGGAGGAAGGACCUCCACACACUAAAAACUGGAGGCCUCAGUUGCUUGUAUUACUGAAACUGGAUGAAGACUUACACGUCAAGCAUCCUCGCCUCCUCACCUUUGCUUCACAGCUUAAAGCAGGAAAGGGUCUUACUAUCGUGGGCUCUGUCAUCGUGGGGAACUUCCUGGAAAACUAUGGUGAAGCUUUAGCUGCUGAGCAGACCAUAAAGCACCUAAUGGAGGGAGAGAAAGUGAAAGGAUUCUGCCAGUUGGUGGUGGCCGCCAAGCUGAGAGAGGGCAUUUCCCACCUCAUCCAGUCAUGUGGCCUUGGGGGCAUGAAGCAUAACACAGUGGUGAUGGGAUGGCCUAAUGGCUGGCGCCAGAGUGAAGAUGCUCGAGCUUGGAAGACUUUUAUUGGCACAGUUCGAGUGACAACUGCUGCCCAUCUGGCCCUGCUAGUGGCUAAAAACAUCUCCUUCUUUCCCAGCAAUUUGGAGCAGUUUUCUGAGGGCAACAUUGAUGUGUGGUGGAUUGUGCACGAUGGGGGGAUGCUCAUGUUAUUACCAUUUCUACUUAAACAGCACAAGGUGUGGCGAAAAUGCAGCAUACGGAUCUUCACAGUAGCCCAACUGGAAGACAAUAGUAUUCAGAUGAAGAAGGACCUGGCCACCUUCCUCUAUCACCUGCGCAUUGAGGCAGAGGUGGAAGUGGUGGAAAUGCACGACAGUGACAUAUCAGCUUAUACUUAUGAGCGCACCCUGAUGAUGGAACAAAGGUCCCAGAUGCUCCGGCAAAUGCGACUAUCCAAAACAGAGCGGGACAGAGAGGCACAGUUGGUGAAAGAUCGGAACUCAAUGCUACGAUUGACCAGCAUUGGCUCUGAUGAGGAUGAGGAGACAGAAACCUAUCAGGAGAAGGUGCACAUGACUUGGACGAAAGACAAGUACAUGGCAUCCCGGGGGCAAAAGGCUAAGUCAAUGGAAGGAUUCCAGGAACUGCUUAACAUGCGUCCGGACCAGUCCAAUGUGAGGCGGAUGCAUACAGCAGUGAAGCUCAACGAGGUUAUAGUUAACAAGUCCCAUGAAGCAAAGCUGGUUUUGUUGAAUAUGCCAGGGCCACCUCGAAACCCUGAGGGUGAUGAGAACUACAUGGAGUUCCUAGAAGUGCUCACUGAGGGACUAGAGCGAGUCCUCCUUGUCCGAGGUGGUGGCAGUGAAGUGAUCACCAUUUAUUCCUAAUCUACUCCUGAAUGACUUUACAUGACCUCACCUUUCCUAAAAGGCUUCUAACCUCCAUGGAAGAGCCAGCUCUUUACCACCACUCCCAUCAACUAGAGGCCUGUGUUCUGUAUACAUCACACCGAACUCUUGACAAGCUGAGCCUCAAGUACUUGUGCAAAAAAGUACAAAUAGAUCUGCUCUUUGCUACCACAUGAUCUGCUGUCCUUACAGAAGCAAAUAUUCCCUCAACAUCAGAACAAUGGUCAGGUCCUAAAAGCCAUGUCUGUACCAGUUGAAGGCAAGUUAGGAUUAACUAGCUAAAUCAAUAAAAUGAAUUGGCAAAAGGGAUGCUAGAAAUUCAACUCAAGACAAAAAGCAAGUACAUAUCCAGCAUUAAAGAUGAGUCUCAGAAGUCAUGAUUCAAUAAUGACACCAUGGGGGUGACAGCCAGAGACACAGCCUCAUCAUAACUCAUGACCAAGUAUAGGGGACCUAGCAUUCUUAUGGAGGUAACCUGUGGCAAGCCAAGAUGAAAAACUUUUUUAGCUAAUUUUCUUUAGUGCAUCCACUGCUCUCUAGAGCUCUAAUUUUAUAUUAGGGUACUAAUAUAAAAAACUAAAACAUGGCUGCAGCCUCUACUUCUUCCUCCAAAACAAGAUUCCCCCAAAAUACCAGGUUUAAGUACACAUAUUGUGUGGUGUAUAUUUCAGCUGUUUCUCAAAACCCAUUCUGUGGUUAAGAUUGUAACAUAGACAGUGUUACCAUGGAAAUUAUUUUUUAAAAGGUGGAGUAAAAAUAAUUUCUUUCAGGUUCUUUUCAAAUGGCCAAACUAAGGGAACUCCAAAAAGUAGCUAUUAAGAUUUACUGAAAUACAGUCUGUGGUUACCUAUGUGACAUGGGCAAAACAUACAAGCUGUUACUUAAGAAAAACAGAUGCUGGUGCACAGUGACCAAUAGGUUCUCCUUUCCUUCUCCCUUUUAAUGCCCUCUGGGUUUGUAGGCACAAGUCCAAAAUCAUAGGAACAAACACUAGGAAGACUGGCUAAAAUCCUUCCCUAAGAGCUUUAGACUGUCUUUUAAAGGGAGAAUCCAGCAAUGGAAUUCAAAGUUCUAGAGCCAUAUUCCUUCCAGAGUGCCAAAGUUACUGAGCUGCUGCUACUCUCCUUAACUAUGUCACUUAACUAAGUGGCAUACAGUUGGCAUUGUCCUAAUUCAAGAAAGUUUUCUUUCACUAAGAAACCUGUGGACUCGUUUCCAAAGCCAUAGCAAAGACUUGAGGCACCCACCUAAAUGCCCAGAGUAUGAGCAUUUUUCUUUUUCCUUCAAUUUCAUUCUUCAUUCUGCCUGCAGAAGCUUGGCUCUGAACUAAGAAAUUAUCCAAGCCAAUAGACUUCUGCUGUUUCAGUUUUGUUUUCUGAAAGCUCUAAAUGUGUCAAGGAAAUACUUGUGCAAGCUUAGCUUUUUAUUUACUAAUUUACUGAUUACAAAACACCUGGCUUUCAAGCAUAGGGAAAACUACCCUGUGUGGCAGAGUGGUAAUUUCAAAGAUAUGAAAUCUUUCUUUUACAGGAUAGCUAUAUAGAAAAACUAUCUUGCCUGUAUUCAUGGCUGCUUUUCAAUUUCACUAUAUUAUUUAUAAAUAGUGCCACUCUUUUUUGAUUACCCAACAGGAUAUGGGGCAAGCUGACCUAUGUGCCAGCAGACUGUUCAUUUGACCCUUAUGGACAAAGGAGAAAUAUGGCUUAAGAAAUUGAGUUAUUUUGAUUUUGCUCUUCUUUCAACUUCCAGGCUCAGUCAGGGUAGCAAAGCAGACAAGAUCUGUCAGUCUUUUUUUCCUGCUCCUUCCUGCAGAAGGUAGAAGCAUUGUUUACAACUUCUAUUGCAACACUCCAUUGCUUAGUUGACCAGCAGUAGUGGGACCGGUCCCCUAUGACCCAAGAUAUCAAAGACCCAUGCUCUAAAGGUCAGCCUGCCCAGGAAUUCCUCUACAUUCACACACACCCUCUGGCCCAAGUGAUAAUUAUAUGUACAUUUUCCUCCAUAUAGAAAAAAUAUGAGCAGAAAAUAAAGUUAGUUUUACAAGAGCUUUUUGUGGUAGGAGCUCUGUAAGAAUCCUUUAAAGGGAUAAAAGAAUUAGUGGCUACUAAGAGAGCCACUACUUCAGCCCCUAAAACACAAAAUCACCAUUACAUUGGGAAAAUGGUUGUUAGGCCAGACUUAAAGUCAUCUUUGUCCUGAGCAUUUCAUGUUUGUGUUGCUUAUGUCUGUCUUUAAAAUGUCUUGUCUCUUAAUCACUGCAAAUAAAGCAAUACCGAAAACCUGAGACAGAAUGCACCUUAGGGGAAGGGGCUUUGUGUUUCAAGAGGGAAGAGAAAGGAAAGACUUCCUCCUGCCUUUUGAAUAAGAUCUAGCUUUUAAGUCUUGGCUAUGACUUUACCAGGGCAGGUUAUAAUAAUAUCCAUUCUCUAACUGCUGGACCUCUGCCUUCUAUAGCUAUCUUAAAAGCUGACGUUUGGAUUGUGCAGCAUCUGUUUGACAGGUGCCAGGUUCCUCUUGGCAGGGGAAAGAUCACUUUGUAUCUUCCGUUGCCUCAGAUUCCUGUGGUCCCAACAAUCCCACCAAUCUUCAUUCCCCCUAAAUGUGUUAAAAAUCCAUUAUUGUGGAUAUUAAAGUAGCAGUUACGCUGUAAGCCUAUUUUUGUGCUCUUUUUGUCUGGUUUAUUUUUCUUUUCAUCAUGUAUAAUCUGAAUCCAGCAUUAGUUUCUCACAUCUUCCACAAGUGUCUCCAACAGAAUUUUUAUGUCCCAGCUUAUGUAAAAUAGAAGUGAAAUAUUAAGGAAAAAUAGAUUUAAGGGAAACUUGUACAACUUUUUUUUUAAGCAUUAUUCUCCAUUUAAUUUAUUGAGAGGAGAUGCUGCUGUAAAUCUUGAUUUAGCAGCAACCAUUCUUUUGUUUACAUAGAGUUGUGGUUUUAUUUGUUGUUUUGCUCUGUACUGGAAACAUAAAUAAAGUUUUCUACAUUAUUUUCGGUCAA
Molecule: messenger RNA, 8410 nt
Organism: Equus caballus (horse)
Lineage: Eukaryota; Metazoa; Chordata; Mammalia; Perissodactyla; Equidae
Source: RefSeq, a predicted model, not a curated record